Molecule: messenger RNA, 363 nt
Organism: Cannabis sativa
Lineage: Eukaryota; Viridiplantae; Streptophyta; Magnoliopsida; Rosales; Cannabaceae
Product: hexokinase-2-like
Exons: 4
Coding region: 1-363 (120 amino acids)
Biological process (GO): intracellular glucose homeostasis; glucose 6-phosphate metabolic process; glycolytic process
Cellular component (GO): mitochondrion; cytosol
Molecular function (GO): glucokinase activity; ATP binding; D-glucose binding
Source: RefSeq, a predicted model, not a curated record
AUGAGUGAUGAGAAAGGUCUAUUCUAUGCUUUAGAUCUCGGUGGUACUAAUUUCCGCGUGCUACGCGUACAGCUAGGUGGUAAAGAUCACCAUGUUGUUAGACAAGAAUUUGAUGAGGUUUCAAUUCCACCUAAUGUGAUGACUGUAUCUUUAGAGGGUUUACUUGACUUUAUAGCCGCAGCACUUGCAAAGUUUGUUUCUGAAGAAGGUGAGGGUUUUCACCCUGCACCAGGUAGGCAAAGGGAGCUGGGCUUUACCUUUUCAUUUCCUGUGAAGCAAUUAUCGAUUUCUUCUGGGACCCUUAUGGAAAGUGAUUUGGAGAAGUGUGUUUGGAAGAGUGGAAAUAGAAGGGUUUCAAGGUAA